Messenger RNA from Dimorphilus gyrociliatus, 393 nucleotides. The record is from the annotation of a GenBank genome assembly. Lineage: Eukaryota; Metazoa; Annelida; Polychaeta; Dinophilidae.
AGAUUUGUUUUUUUCAAAAUGGCGUCAAAAAUAAUAGGUCAAGGUGCUCGUCAAGUAAAACCGAUUUUAUCAUCGGAUUUAAACGAAGCUCGCCGAAGAGUAUUGAACCUGUACAAAGCUUGGCAUCGACAAGUACCGGAAAUUUUACACAAGUAUGAUGUUCCUCUAACACAAGAGCAAUGUCGAAGAAAAUUACGAGAAAGAUUUGAAGAGCAGAAGAACGUUAGGGACAUUAGAGUAAUCGACAUACUAGUUACCAAAGGCCAAUUGGAGUUAGUGGAAACGGUAAAUAUGUGGAAAACAAGAUCGCAUGUUAUGAGGUUUUGGAAAGAGACUGAGAUUAAAAAGCCUAAGGACUUUCUGUCCAAGUUUUAUGUUGGUCAUACGGAAUAA